AGUGAGCCUUCAGGGUUUGCGCAGCCGCAGUCGGUUACCGGUGGUUUACGGUGGCUAUUUGAAAUGUGGGACACUAAAGUGUAACAACAUAGGCUACGUUAUGAUUUUACAUUGAUCAUAUUAUUUUCCGUCAAGUUACAUUUAGAAAGCGGCCACUAUGGACUGUAACGCUGGUGGUAGUAAAGAAGUGGAGGAUGAGAGGUCAUCAUCUCCAGUGGAUGGACAGUCUCCUGUAAUGGAUCGUAACCCAUCACCACCCCCAGACUCAGCUGAUCAGGACGAGGAUGAAGCACUGGACUCCAUUGGUGACACUGUUUACAGCAAGCACUGGCUUUUCAGCACAUUGACUCGCCUCAUUCAUAUUGUUAACGAAAAAGCAGAGGGAGACCCUGACGGUCAAAUGCAACUCUCUGACGAUGAUGAGGAAAAUCUAUGUAAAGUCUGGGAUAUGGCAAUGGACAAGGACGUAGCCAGUUUUCUGCAGGAAUUCAAAGCUACAGAUAUUCUUCUUGGAGUAAUAGCCAAAUCUUCCUGUCCGCGUCUCACAGAAGUUUGUGUGGGAAUACUAGGGAAUAUUGCUUGUUUUCCUGAGACAUGCCUGGCCCUCAGCCAAAAUGAAGACUUAGGUGCUGUGCUAUUGCUGCUUCUUGGUGAUACAGAUCCUCCAACCCUUCUGGAAACAAGCAGAUUGCUGCUGACGUGUAUGUCUCAGGAAAAUGUCUGUUCUUUGUGGCUUGAGCGAAUACGACAGCAGACAUCUGUGUGCUCCAGUCUCUAUUUCAUCAUGAGCAGCUCCACUAACACGGACCUGCUUGAGAAGGUUGGAGAGCUCGUUGACAAACUGUUUGACCUUGACGAAGAGCUGAUGAAGAGUUGGAUCACAGCUCAGCCAAGAGAGGAGGAUCAUGCUGGUGAAAGCCGUCUGGAUGUGGCCUCAUGCCUUCUUGAAGCAGCCAAGCAGCUUAGAUCAGAAAGUCCAAAUGGCCUAGAGGUUUACCUUCACGCGUUUCAGCUUCUCACCACCAUAGAUGAGGGAAUUCAGAUUUUUGCUGACCCUCAUGGACCUGGCAAAGUGGUGUGGAACUUUAUCAGUGGCAUUGUGUGUGAAGACCUUUGCCAACCAACUGAUCUUCCAGUUGUUCUGCAAGAACAGAAGAGCAUUUUGGUCCAGGCAUUUUCUGUGCUUCAUGCUCUUUAUAGAUGCCAAAAACAGUCAUUUACCAACAGUGGCGCAAGUGAACCUCUUAUUGGAACCAUUUUACGAGUUCUCCAGUAUCACAGUGAGAGCAAAGAAGACACCAAAGAUGAACAGCUCCAGAUUCUUUCCGAGAUCUCAGCAGAGUUUCUAGCCGACAUCUGCAAUGACAUCUCUAAGAACACUGUGACGGAUUUGGUAAAGAAAGGUUUCCUGACGGAGAAGUCUUGUCUCACAGCUGCUGCCAAUUUACAUGCUAAAUUUAAGAGUUCGUUUCAACACCUGCACUCUGUGUUGUCAGAGGUUGAUUCCCAACUGGCAGAUGUGAUGGGGAAACAGUUUCCAGUCUGAGGCAGAUCAGUGUUUAGCACUCAUCCAGACCUUAAACACUGCUGUUUAUAGUGGUGCCUGUUUCCAGUUUGCUGGUACACGUCAGAAUAAAUGCAUUUCCACAGAAAAGACUCUGAUCUUACACCAAUGGAAAAGACUGUAUAGUUUUCUUUUUUUAUAUAUACCAGUAUAUUGAAAUUGAAAAUCAAUUUUGUUUGUAUAAUUAAAGUUGUAUUCAUACUUUUUAAAUUGUAUUUUUGUAUUUUUUACAAUUGACAAUUGUAUUUUUGUAAUAACUAAGUAUGUCUGUGUUUGUUUUAUUUUCAUGGCCAACAGACUCAGCUAUCCAACGGUAUUUCAGCUUUUCAAUUAAUAAAAUAUCUGGACAUGAAA
Molecule: messenger RNA, 1918 nt
Organism: Betta splendens (Siamese fighting fish)
Lineage: Eukaryota; Metazoa; Chordata; Actinopteri; Anabantiformes; Osphronemidae
Gene: saal1
Product: serum amyloid A-like 1
Exons: 13
Coding region: 158-1546 (462 amino acids)
Source: RefSeq, a predicted model, not a curated record